CGGCGGCGGCGCCAGGGAGAGCCGGGCCGAGCCGGGCCGGGCCGGGCCGGGCACUGCCCCCUCCCAGGGCACCAAGGGGCCGGGCCUUUCGGGCACUAUCCUUCCUCGGAGCCACCCACUGACCUCUCCCAGCGGCCCAGCCCCUUAAGGAAGAUGGCUCUGUCCCCAUGGGGGCUGGCCCCUUCCCUACUCCGGCUCCUCUGCCUCUUCCUGACCCUGCCAAACCCCGGGCGGCUCCAGUCCCAGGCUGAGCCUUGUCAAACCUGCCGUGGCCUCGUCAACAGUUUCAGCAAGGGCCUGGAACGAACAGUGCGGGAGAAUUUUGGAGGUGGUAACACGGCCUGGGAGGAGGAGAAGCUGGCCAAAUACAAGGACAGUGAGACCCGGUUGCUGGAGGUGCUGGAGAGCGUGUGCAGUAAGUCAGACUUCGAGUGUCACCGGCUGCUGGAGCAGAGUGAGGAGCUGGUGGAGACCUGGUGGUUCCACAAGCAGCAGCAGGCCCCGGAUCUCUUCCAGUGGCUUUGCAUGGACUCCCUGAAGCUGUGCUGCCCACCUGGCACCUAUGGUCCAUCCUGCCUGGCCUGUGCCGGGGGCUCGGAGCAGCCCUGCAGCGGCAAUGGGCGCUGUGAUGGGGAGGGCACCCGUGCGGGCAGUGGGCGCUGUGACUGCCGGCCCGGUUACGGGGGCCCCGCCUGCGCCCAGUGCGGGGAUGGCUACUACGAGGUCGUGCGCAACACCAGCCACCUGGUAUGUGCGGCCUGCUUUGACUCGUGUGCCCGCUGCUCAGGGCCCGAAGAGUCUAGCUGUCUGCGAUGCAAACGGGGCUGGGUCCUGCACGACCACAAGUGUGUGGACAUCGACGAAUGCGGGACGGAGCUCGCCAGCUGCAGAGACGACCAGUUCUGUGUGAACACAGAUGGUUCCUAUGAAUGUCGAGAUUGUGCCAAGGCCUGUGCUGGCUGCAUGGGGGCCGGGCCUGCCCGCUGCAAGAGGUGUGGCCGGGGUUACCAGCGGGAUGGAGUCAAAUGCCUCGACAUAGAUGAAUGUGCCAGCGAGAGCCCAGUGUGUCCGGGAGCCCACGAGCACUGUGAGAACACCGACGGUAGCUACCGCUGUGUCUGUGCUGAGGGGUAUGGGCGGAGUCAGGGCAGCUGUGUGCUGGAGCAACCUGCAGAGCCCGCGCCCGGUGGCUUCUUCUCGGAAGUGACAGACGAUGAGGUGGUGGUCCUGCAGCAGAUGUUCUUUGGUGUGGUCAUCUGUGCUCUGGCCACCCUGGCCGCCAAGGGGGACAUGGUCUUCACUGCCAUCUUCAUCGGGGCUGUAGCUGCAAUGGCUGGCUACUGGCUCUCAGAGCGCAGUGACAGGGUGCUCGACGGCUUCAUCAAGGGCAGAUAAUCUCGGGGGCAGGCUCCACCCCCCUCCCCCCACCGUCCCCCAAGCCACGGUUAGGAGAUGACCCUCCCCCACCCAUGGAUGUGGUGGAUGCCCCCCCCCCCCCCCCCCCAGGGUGCCAGGGCUGGGUGACGGGCAGGGCGAUGCUCCUCUGGGUCUAAAGGCUAGCCUCCAAAGUUGUAGGCUGCAGUGGGUGGGGUCUGGUUCUCUCCUGGCUGCCGAGGGGACGGGAUACAGAGGCUGGGGCCCGGCCCGAGGCAAAGAAGAAAGGAGAUGACGUGAGGGCCCAGACUACUGUUCUGUCCUCCCGGCCCAGCCUGGGUCCGGACUCUUGCAUUCAAGGCUAUAAGCCCUUCCCCUGGUCCCAUCUAGUGCCUCUUUGCUCCCGGUUUCCCUUUCAGAGAAGAGAACGCCGAGCUGGUUGCGAGGGAAGGAAGACAGGGAGAAAGAGGAAGGUGGGUGGCUGGCUCGUCUUUCUGCAACUACCCGAGGGCCGAACCAGAGGCUGCCUGGUGCCCUUCCUCCUGCUCCCACCCCCUGGUUGCUGUUCAUGCUACGGCACCCCCUCUCCUCCUCCUCUUCCUUCCCCGUCUGGGACUGUGGGGUGGGGAGUGACUCGUGAGCCCUGUUGUCUUUCCCCUUAAGCCUUGCCCAGCCCUGGUGACCAGAAAGGUUCAUGCAACGGGGCAGGGCCCCUCCCGGGGCCAGAGUAGGGGGCAGCCAGGAAAGGUGGAUGGAGAGAGGGUGGCUGGGUCCAGCCUGACCUCUUUUCUAGCCCCCUGCUGUGUGCGUGGUUUUUAGAGAUACUCUUUCUUAUUGGAGGGAGCCCAAGUCUUGCCCCCCAGGGCCCUCCUUCCCCAGCCCCUUGAGGCACAGGUAGGGAGGUCUGCACACGAGUUGGGGGGGGGGGGCAGAGGGGCCAGAGCCUCCUGCAUGUCCCCCCACCCUCGCUUUGCCUUGGUUUAUUUAUUCAUUUCUCAGGAAAUAAAAUUAUUCCCAAAUCUUCU
Tachyglossus aculeatus (Australian echidna) is the source of this 2399-nucleotide messenger RNA. It is a transcript of the gene CRELD1, whose product is annotated as cysteine rich with EGF like domains 1. The record is from RefSeq and is a predicted model, not a curated record. The transcript is spliced from 11 exons. The coding region runs from base 154 to 1395 and encodes 413 amino acids. Gene Ontology annotation, molecular function: calcium ion binding. Lineage: Eukaryota; Metazoa; Chordata; Mammalia; Monotremata; Tachyglossidae.